UAUGAUUUACGUCAAUUCCAAGAUAACAAAGCGUAAGCUAUACAGACAAUUUUUCUUUCAGUCAACAUAUUUAAAUGUUUUAGGAGACUUUCAUGCUUAAAGAUGACAUCAACAAGAAAUGAUAAAGUGAAAGUACAACUGCGGGUGUUCAAGUCUCUAGAAUGUUAUCCGGGUGGGGCAAAUGACUACUUUGUAGCCGUGGUCGGUCCGGGCAUUCAACUUGGCAAUGAUAACCCCGAAAUUGCUCCAAGAUGCAAACCUAUUGGGCGUAACGUUUGGGAGAAAGACUUGUGGCUUCCCAAAGACAGUUUCGUGAAUUACAAGUUUUUAGUAGUAAGAUCAUGUACAGGAAAGGUGGUUGAUACUGAAUCGACAACUCCUCAUACGAUAUAUAUUGGUCAGCAUCCAAUAAUGGUGGAACAUACAUACAACAAAACAGCAUUUGCUGGAAGAGAAGUAUACCCUGAACACAACCGUCCAGCGCCAUCUCUAGGUAGGAAGGAAACAUUUCACGUGCCAAGUCUCAAUAUUCCACGUGCAGAUAAAGUAGGCUUUGUUGUGCCAAAAAUCAAAAACCCUCCAAAAUACGUGCCGCCGAGAAACAUUGGGCUGAUACAUUGUAAAAGAAUGGUACCUGCCACAGUCAAAGUAGACGAUAUUAUCAAAACUGGAGAAGAUGUCAUCCCGGAUAUUCCACCACAUGCAACAAAAAGCAACACUCACACUCCUUGUGUUGCAGAGAAGGCCAACAAAUCCCCAGGAGCCUCAGAUUACAUUAGCACUGAUAACCUUGCUGUUAAGAUAACAAAUUCCGUUCAUAGUGGCCAAGACAACGACAACAACCCUCCAGUAUUAACAGAAAAUAACAACGCACUACGUGCUACUGUCCCAAGUGUUGCAAAGAUCAAUGAUCAUAUUUCAAACGCAAUGAAAACAACAAGCUACAAUGUGCCACAAAAGACAAGGACGACGUUGCAGGUGCCACAAAGGACAAGGACGACGUUGCAUGUGCUACAAAGGACAGCAGCAACGCUCCAUGCGCAACAGAGAACAAUGAUAUUUCAGGAAAUGAAAUCAUUCCCGAGAAAGAUUCCAUAGGGCAAAUGGAUGACGACAUUACAAAGAAUCUCAGUAACAACGCUGGUCAGUUCACAUUUGGAAAGAAAAUUCUAACACUUGCUGUGUCCGGAAUCUCAUUGAUGUCUGCUUUUGGAUAUUUUGCUUUCUUCAAAAGAUAAAAAAGCUUAG
This is a messenger RNA of Ruditapes philippinarum (Manila clam), 1248 nucleotides long. RefSeq lists its product as uncharacterized. NCBI's taxonomy places the organism in Eukaryota, Metazoa, Mollusca, Bivalvia, Venerida, Veneridae. Gene Ontology annotation, molecular function: carbohydrate binding. The coding region runs from base 103 to 1098 and encodes 331 amino acids. The record is from RefSeq and is a predicted model, not a curated record. The transcript has 6 exons.